AGUCACUGCCAAGCGUCUGGUGCCAUGGCGGGGAUGACGGGGAUGACUUUGAUGCUUCGCUUCCUGCUGCUGUCUCUUUUUCAAAAUGCCUCAGCGGUGGGUGGACCUGGCGAAAUCAAGGCGGCCACCCAGGAGACGCAGAAGCUCCUGGCACCGCUGAGGACAAAGGUUUGUCACCAGGCGCAAGAGGCCGGCUAUACCUCCGAAUUCACAAAGUUUGCGGCGAUUUCCGAAAGACUGCAGGUGGUGGCUGGCAGAAAUCACUUCGUAAAGGUGCAGGUUGCUCCUGAAAGCUAUAUUCACGUGCGAAUUUUUGAGUCGUUGCCUCACAUGAAGAAAGAUCCAGAACUCGUGGCGAUCGAGCUGGAUCACACCUACGACAGUGCGAUCGAUAUUUUUCCGGCAGCAAAGGAGCUCUGAGGAUCCACAUGACAGGAGCUGGUGGCAGUGGGAUUUUUCGAGCGGUUCGCGUGAGCUGAGCUGCUUAUUCUGCCAAAUUGUGAUACGAGAGUGAAGUUCAUACAGGGAAGCUCGGCCAGCGAUCAUUCCACUGGAAUGAAGAAACGACUUUCAGAGAGAAAAGCUCCUGAAGUCCUUCGAUUCAAUGCAGUUCUCAGAGUCUGUGUGACAAAGAAACAUCGAAGACCAAA
Cladocopium goreaui is the source of this 650-nucleotide messenger RNA. The record is from the annotation of a GenBank genome assembly. Lineage: Eukaryota; Dinophyceae; Suessiales; Symbiodiniaceae.